AUGUCCAUUAGUAUUGACGAUAUGGCUUUUAUUCUUUAUAUAAAUAAUAUUUCAAUACAAAUCAAUCGUUAUGUCCCCAUCUUUCUCCUUCUAUUUGGUAUAAUUGGUCACUUAACUAGUUGUCUUGUAUUUGUUCAACGCGCGCUUCGUACAAAUCCAUGUUCAAUUUAUUUUCUUGCUGCUAGUCUAUCGAAUUUAAUUUUUCUUACAACAUUAUUCGUACCUAUGCUUAAUGCAUGGGAUAAGUCGUUUAAUUUACUCAGUACUGUUUCUGUUCUAUGUAAACUAUCAAUGUUUAUUAUUCUAACGACACGAACAUUAGCUCUAUGGUUCAUUGUUCUCGCUACUAUUGAUCGUUAUUUAAUCUUAUUUUAUAAUAAUAAUCGACAUCGAAUGACAGAUUUGAAACAAACUUAUUGUUGGAUCUUGAUCACUUGUAUAGUAUCAAUAUUAAUCUGGAUAGAAACUGUUUAUUGUUUUGAAACUAAUCUUGUAGGAACUCCUAUGAAAUGUUUCCUUAAUUCAAACGUAUGUCUUUUAUAUAAUACCAUCAUAUUUGCAUUGAUUAGUAUAACAAUUCCAUCAAUAACGAUGCUCAUUUUUGGUCUUUUAACUAUUAUCAAUAUUCGUCAGUCUCAACGAAUGAUAUAUCCAAAUAUCAAUACAAUUACUAAUUCAAAUAGAAGAAGUCGAAGAAUUGAUUGGAUUCUUACUCGAAUGCUAUUGACACAAGUUUUUACUAUUUUUUUCUUGAAUCUACCACAAGCAAUUCAUAUACUGUAUAUAGCAAUUAUAUUUUAUCAACCAAUAACUCCUGUUAAAGCAACAGUUCUUGGUCUUAUUUUUGAUAUAUUAUUCCUUCUUCCAUUUCUUUCUUGUUGUAUUUCUUUUUUGUUAUAUAUCUUAAAUGAAAAGAUUUUUCGUGAAACACUCGUUAAACUUGCUAAGAAAAUUAUUCAACGUUUAAAAUGCAAUAACUAA
Molecule: messenger RNA, 981 nt
Organism: Rotaria sp. Silwood1
Lineage: Eukaryota; Metazoa; Rotifera; Eurotatoria; Philodinida; Philodinidae
Source: the annotation of a GenBank genome assembly